UUAUGUAUGUCCGCUUUAUGUUUUAUAAUUGUUUGCAUGUAUGUUUGUUUUGUUUUGUUUUUUGUUUUUGACAUGUUUCAAGUAAUUAUUGUAACUUAAAUUUUGAUCUUGUGACCCAUUCUAUAUCCUAUGGCUUGUAUUAAGCCUGUAUCAGGAUCAAUUAGAAAGUGAAAUAAAUGGAAUGGAACCUAUGAGGGUCACAAUUGUGCCUGUGAAUUCUGUAAGCGACGUGAUAUUUGUUAGGUUGCCAUAGAAACAAUGGCGGCUUCUGCAGUGAACAUUAUUGAAAGCAGAAAGUAUGGCAAUGGAGUUAUGUACGGGAGAGUGGUGGUGCUGGACAAGAUGCGAAUCACCUACUGCACAGAUCUGGACAAGUCUGUCCUCAUCACCAACUUCGAGAAGCGAGGCUGGUCCCAGGUUGGACCUGAUGAUGACUGGAACUUCUACUGGGCAGGGACCCAUACAUGUCGUACACUUUUCAGUGUCGAUAGUGGCUACAGAAUGACAGACAACCAAAUCAUCAACCACUUCCCAAAUCACUAUGAGCUGUCACGCAAGGAUCUACUUGUGAAGAACAUCAAACGCUACCGCAAGGAACUAGAACGUGAGAAGGACCCUCUAGCAGAACGAGGUGAUGUGCCAAGUCGUUACUUGCAUCUUGAUUUCAUCCCAGUCACCUUCGUGCUGCCCGCAGACUACAACAUGUUCGUGGAAGAGUACCGGAAGAAUCCACAAAGCACGUGGAUUAUGAAGCCAUGUGGCAAGUCUCAGGGCGCAGGCAUAUUCCUUAUCAAUAAGCUGUCUAAGCUGAAACGGUGGUCUCGUGAGAGCAAAACGCCUUUCAAUCCCACCCUUGUCAAGGAAUCCUAUGUCAUAUCCAGAUAUAUUGACAAUCCUCUGUUAAUUGGAGGCAAGAAAUUUGACCUGCGACUGUAUGUGCUGGUGACCUCUUUCCGACCCCUCAAGUGCUACCUGUUCAAGCUGGGGUUUUGUCGGUUCUGCACUGUCAAGUAUGACACAAGCAUACAGGAACUGGACAACAUGUAUAUCCACCUAACAAAUGUGUCCAUCCAAAAGCAUGGUGGCGAGUACAACUGUAUGCAUGGUGGUAAGCUGAGUGUUCAGAACUUGCGGUUGUACCUAGAGAGUACAUGGGGCAAGGAGGUCACAGAACAGCUCUUCACUGCCAUCUCCUGGCUCAUUGUACACUCGCUGAAAGCCGUGUCUCCUGUCAUGGCCAACGACAGGCACUGUUUUGAGUGCUAUGGUUAUGACAUCAUUAUAGACAAUAAACUAAAGCCAUGGCUUGUUGAGGUGAAUGCAUCUCCCUCACUGACAUCUACCACUGUGAACGACCGAAUUCUGAAAUACAAACUCAUUGACAACAUCCUUUCAGUGGUGCUGCCCCCUGAUGGCAUUCCAGAUGUUCGUUGGAAUAAGGUUCCAUCACCUGAGGCUCUUGGAAACUUUGACCUGUUGCUGGAUGAAGAACUGGCAUCUCAGGAGGAGCACUCGACGAAUCAGAGUCGCAGCCGAUCUGAUACACGCACCCCCCUGUACCGCUGGAAGUAGACAGUGUGGUGUCAGGUUCAUGGUUAGACAGUACAAUACAAACAUCAGCCUCUGUUACAUUUCAGUCACACCUACUGUCUGUAAUGAAGAUCUGUAUCUGAUCCUACACUGAGGCCAAAGAAAGAAGUCCCAUGGACUGACCUCAGCACAUCUCCCUCAAUCUUUUACUCUUUCUCCAGUGUAAUCGCCUAUAUUGCCCUCCAUCCUCUAGCCAAUCUGCUGGUAGUGAUAACCUUCAGUAGUGACAACUUCAUUCUUCAUUUGGCUGGUUGACAUAGGUCACAGGCAAAGAACAUUAGGCAGUGUGUGCAAAGCCUCAAGUGACAUCCAUGGGACUUCUUUCUGCUGCCUUAUUAUAAUCAAUUUAACUAUGUGGUGCAUAAUCUUCCUUGAGCAGCUGGUCAAGUAAUUUCCUGCUUUUAUGCAACAUGAAGAUUUAUUACUGUGCCCACAAAAUCCCAGCACUGGACCCCAAUCUGACUGAGUUGAAUCCAUUCCACACCCUCACACUGUGUUUGUUUCCAAGCCUCAUUCCUUCAUAUAUCCACCAAGAGAAUACUUCCCAGUAUGCUCAUGAGGUGUGUCAUGGUGUGGUACACCAACUCUUGUCCUCAUGUGGCUUGCACUGCUCAGGACACACUGAACUUCAUGCAACAGAAGGUGCUGACCAACCGCCAUACAGCCUGGACUGGUCACUGGGUGACUUCCGUGUUGCUCACCCCCCUCAAGAAAGCAUUAAAGGACCAUGAAUUCAGGUUGGAUGAAGGUGUUAAACCUACCGUGGUUCCACCAGCAACCCAGGGAGUUCCUUGGUUGUGGAAUCUGCUGGUUGGCACAUCAAUGAGAUCCUGCCUCAUUGCCCAUGGGGACUAUUUUAACAUCCUCUGCUCUUUCACCCUGAACAAUCUCUGAAAGGGUUCCAUUUGAACACGUCUCAUAAUUAAAUAAUAAAAUGUCUGUCAUUAAUUCUACCAUACAUUAUGACUUUAUUCUUGAUCAUUAAAUUACCUAUGUACGAGGGUCGUACUGAAAGUCAUGAGCAACAAUUUCUUUGUAAAGUAACAUGCUUUAUAUUGAGAAACCAA
Molecule: messenger RNA, 2657 nt
Organism: Cryptotermes secundus
Lineage: Eukaryota; Metazoa; Arthropoda; Insecta; Blattodea; Kalotermitidae
Gene: TTLL1B
Product: probable tubulin polyglutamylase TTLL1
Exons: 9
Coding region: 259-1572 (437 amino acids)
Biological process (GO): microtubule cytoskeleton organization; protein polyglutamylation
Cellular component (GO): cilium
Molecular function (GO): tubulin-glutamic acid ligase activity; tubulin binding
Source: RefSeq, a predicted model, not a curated record